Molecule: messenger RNA, 1798 nt
Organism: Cajanus cajan (pigeon pea)
Lineage: Eukaryota; Viridiplantae; Streptophyta; Magnoliopsida; Fabales; Fabaceae
Source: RefSeq, a predicted model, not a curated record
UCGUAAAGAGGGAUGCGUUUUACCAAUUCUCCCCCUUCGUAGACGCAGCUUCCUUCGCUUUCUCAGUCUCUUCUCUUGGUAUGUUUUUCAGAUCUUCUAAUUCUUCACAUUUCGUGUUUCUUUCUCUCCUUCUUCCCGUUAAUUGCCACCGACUCCUUUUUCUUAGUGUCAAAAUCAUUGCUUUAUGCCGAUUACGUUACGUCCCAAUUUUUUUUUGUAUGCACGUUUUUUCAUAAUAGCUUCGAUCUGUCGCAAACAAGAGGUUAUUGGGUUUCUGAAAUUUUAUUUGAAUGCUGGUAAUGCCGCAUUUUAGGUUUCAGAUUGCAUGUUUCACCUAAUUCUCACCGUCUAUUGAGUCAUGGCUGUGAACUCAAUUGAUGAAGUAAUAUAGUUUUUUUUUUAAUCUUUUUUUAAGUGUGUUAUUGGUGUGAGUGACGUAAUGUCGGUUUUGCAAGAAUGUCUGAUCUUCUUUAGUAGGGUAGAUUUUUCACCAAUUGAGCUUAUUUAAGAGAAUUCAGUCUAAUUCUGCUCUUUUUGUCCUUUUGCUCUCUCUUGAUUAAAUGGGGUGUUGCAUGGCAUAAUAAAUGGGAUUGAUUUGCUGUUACGCUCGCGUGUUAGGUUUUAUUUUGCAGUUUUGUAAUUAGUCAGGUGCUGAUGUGGAGACAACUCAUUUUGGAUCUGGUUUUAUGCCCUUUAUGGAUAGUUAAUUGCAUUAGGUUUCGCCUGUCACUGAUACUUCAUAAUUGAAGUCAAGACUAGGCAAAAGUUCCGAGAAGGGUUCAUUAGUUCAUGGCCAUGGAGCACUGCGUUUCCGCGGGAUGGAAACCCACCCAAAGCCCCAUGACAGUUACAGAAAAUGUUGAUGGGUGUUUUGAUUGCAACAUCUGCUUAGAUUUUGCACAUGAGCCAGUUGUCACACUGUGUGGUCACCUAUACUGCUGGCCCUGCAUCUACCAGUGGCUCCAUGUCCAAAGUGCUUCUCUUGCACCUGAUGAACACCCACAAUGCCCUGUUUGCAAGGAUGACAUAUCUCACACCACAAUGGUUCCUCUCUAUGGCCGAGGCCAGGCCAUAGCUCACAGUGACCGUGAUGGGAAGGCAUCAUCCUACAGAGGCAUUUUUAUCCCACCAAGGCCACCUGCUUUGAGUGCUCAAUCUCUUGCGGCAACAUCAUCUCAAAGUGGUCAACAGCUUCCAUAUCGCAAUCCUUAUCAGAGUCAGCAUUUCAACCCUCCUUUGUACCAAGAAGAGGAUGAUGACACAUCAUCAUCACAAAUUCUGAAUCCUGGUGGCACCAGGGCACCUGGAUUCCCCCACCUUGUGGUGGGGAUGUUUGGAGACAUGUUUUAUACCAGAGUCUUUGGCAACUCAGAAAAUUUAUACACCUACCCAAAUUCUUAUCAUCUGGUGGGAAGUAAUAGCCCUAGGUUGAGAAGGCAAGAGAUGCAGGCAGACAAAUCAUUGAACCGGAUUUCAAUUUUUCUCUUUUGUUGCUUCCUUCUGUGUCUUAUAGUCUUCUGAGCAAGCAAUUGAGAUUAUUCUCUAUUACCCCGUUGUAUAAUUUGUAAAGAAGCACGGGGGUAGGCUUGAGAACAAGAUAGAUUGAGUAAUUGUAUGUUAGGCUUAGAGGAACUGGUGUUCUUCAACAUUUACUACAAUAUAUUAGAGUCGAUUUUUCGGAAAGUCACUCUAAUAUGACUAUCGAGAUGUUGUAUUGUAAUGCACCCUAUUCUAUGUGAUGCUGCGGUUAUACAAAAAUUGGUAACUGAAACUCUAAGAUUCACCACCUCAAUUGUUU